Molecule: messenger RNA, 2301 nt
Organism: Pseudopipra pipra
Lineage: Eukaryota; Metazoa; Chordata; Aves; Passeriformes; Pipridae
Gene: ASTL
Product: astacin like metalloendopeptidase
Exons: 13
Coding region: 834-2063 (409 amino acids)
Biological process (GO): proteolysis
Molecular function (GO): metalloendopeptidase activity; zinc ion binding
Source: RefSeq, a predicted model, not a curated record
GAGAAAAGGUUGCUGUGACAAGAGGCUCAGUGGUUGCUGGUUUGCCUCCUCAAGCAUUUCUUGCUCACUGCAGUUCUGCUCGCUGCUUCCUACAUCUACUUCUGGACAAGUGCACUCCAGCAAGCAGCAAACCUGUUAAUCAUUCUCAAAAUGAGUAGGUGCUGCUUACACUGCUGCUGUUUUUUCCCCCUCUCUCACUGCUGGUCACAAAGCUCAUCGGGGCACCUAUAACUGUCAGACUGACAAAAAUAAUGGAACACAGGAAAUGUUCGUGUGUUUCAUCAAGAAACACAGAGGAGGAAACAAAAAAGGGAAGACACAGUCAUGAACUCACCAAGUAGCAAUGUGUUGUAUGUUCCAAAGCAACACUAUACUGUCAUGGCCUUCUGUGUUUUCAGUGACAUAAAGUAAAAAGUCACCUACCCUCUGAAAUCCUAACAAUACAGUACUCUGGAAAGUUAUCCAGGAACAACGGCUUCCUAUGUGGUAAGAGUCAAACCGAACACUUCAGGUAGGAUCUUCCAAGAAGCAGAGGAAGAACAUGGCAUCACAAGCAUGAGGCUGAUCCAGCUCUAGAGAGCAGCAUGAAUGACAGUGUUAAGACUAGGGAUGCUACAGAUCACGGUGACAGCAAUAGCACAGCACCGGGGGAUGCCCAGAGGCUAAACUGGUUUUUGAGGCUGCAAAAGAAGUUUGCUUCCUGCCGACAUUCCCAUUGGCUGGAGUAGGAUUUUUCAGCCCCGGCAGAGCAGGCUCUGCUGGUAUAUCUAGCAGCAGCACUCCUGAGCAGGCAGAGAGAAGGACGUGCACUGGUGGUCUGUCAGGAUUGCAGAAUGGAUCUGAAGAUGUUCCUGGUCUUCACUGCAUUUUUGCUUCACACUUCCCUGGGCUUUCCUAUUCAGGAGAAGUAUGAAAACAGCACAACAACAACAGAACCUACUGAGGUUACUACACAAGAGGAUGUAUAUGAAUCUCCAUUGCCUACAGAGACUGAUGUUGAGGAAGAAGUUAUUUUUAACAAAAUUCUGAAAGUCAACCAAGACAGCUCUCAAUACUUGCAAGAAGGUGACAUAGUUCCACGAAGGAGUCGCAGUGCCAUCAACUGUCGCCAUUGCAACUGGCCCCAGUCCCGUGAUGGGAUUGUUCGUGUUCCCUAUGUCUUGGAUCCUACCUAUGAGGAGAGCCACAUAAAAGGGAUUCAUGAUGCCAUGGCAGAAUUUGAAGCACUUACUUGUAUUAAUUUUGUGAAGCGCAAGACAGAACGUGAUUACCUCAGCAUUAAAUCUGUUGAUGGCUGCUGGUCCAACUAUGGGAGAGUAGGAGGUGGACAGACUGUCUCUGUGAUGAAAGGAGGAUGCUUGUGGAAAGGAGUAAUUCAGCAUGAACUGGAGCACGCUCUGGGCUUUUUGCAUGAACACUCUCGAAGUGACAGAGAUAAGCAUGUAAAGAUCAUGUGGGAGUACAUCAGUCCACCUGACAGAUCAGACUUCAAGAAAUUUGAAAACUCCAAUAACCUGGGUCUUCCGUAUGACUAUUCCUCAAUAAUGCACUAUGGCCCAUACACAUUCACUAAUACCACUGGAAAAGCGACAAUUGUACCAAUUCCUGAUGGAUCAGUACAUAUUGGACAGAGGCAGGGGCUGAGCAACUUGGACGUGGCCAAAAUCAACAAACUUUACAACUGCAGUCGUUGCAGCACUAUUCUUGACGGAACUUCUGGGUCACUGAAAUCUGCCAACUACCCAAGAAAUUAUUCAGAUAACACCAACUGUGUCUGGCUCAUCCGAACCCGAUCCAAAAAGGUUUCCCUGUACUUUCAAGCCUUUGAGCUGCAGAAAACCAGAGGCUGUCAGGGUGAUUAUGUUAAAGUUUAUGAUGGAUCCAGCAAGUCUUCUGCAGUUCUAAUGGACAAGACCUGUGGAUCAAAGAUACCAAAUUACAUAGUUGCUUCUAGUAAUCUUAUGCUUGUAGAAUUCAUCACAGAUGGUGCUUAUACAGCUUCUGGUUUCCAAGCCACCUUUGCUGCUGUGAGUAAUCAAAGAAGAUCUAGCAUCCACAACUGACUUAAUGAAGAACCUACUCUGUGAAUAUUGAAAUUAUGUUUCCUACUUUGCUUCUAUCCUGGCUUGGAUCAGUAUGAAAUUUAUUUCCAUUAAGAAUCAAAGUUUUCAUCUUCUGGAGAAAGUUUAUUCCCCAAGCCAUAUAAAUGUACAAAUUCUAUACAUCUUGUAUACUCCUCCUUUUGUCUGCACAGUUAAGUUAUUACCUCUUUCUAUUUAACAAUUGAAUAAAAAGCUUAAU